GUGACUGCUUCUGUGUUCUCGCAGCCAAACCUUUGUUUUCAAGGUUCCAUCAACUUCCGAGCCAUGUCUAUCAAGGUCGCCUUCAUCCUCAUGGCAGCCCUUUCUGGCUACGCCCUCGCAGACAUCUCUCCCUACGGCCCCCCCGUGCAUCACCAUGCUCCGGUCGUCCAUCACGCACCAACCCCUUACGACUACGGGUAUGGUGUGUCCGAUGCCUACACUGGCAACGACUUCGGCCACUCCGAGAGCUCCGACGGUAACGUAGUGAAGGGGUCGUACCACGUCCUCCUCCCCGACGGCAGGAAGCAGGUCGUCACCUACACCGCUGACCACUACAACGGAUUCCAAGCCCAGGUCGCCUACGAGGGAACUGCCCACUACCCAGAAGUCGUGGGUCAUGCCCACGGUCACGGACACGGCGUCGCCCACGGACCCCCCAUCUAUGGAUAAAAUGGAUAUCUGGUGAAAUCAAGGAUUAAGGAUAAUUAACACAUGCAAACAUCAGUUAACUAACAUGAGCUUCUCUGUCCCAUAUCCUCGCGUAUAAUGCUAGGAUAAUUAUUAUAAGUAUUUAUAUAACAAGGGAAUAAAUGAGGUAGGAUAUACACAGAUAUAUACAUUCAUACAUAUAUGUAUAUAUGUAUGUAUGCAUGUAUAACAAGGGAAAAGUGGCAUAGGGUUGUAUAAAUUCACUUCUUGAGAGUGAGCUGAACUCGGCCAAAUUUGGUCUGCUACUAUUACUUGAACGCCUUUAAUAACAUAUACAAAGAUUACACGGAAAGGUUACUGCUCUGUGGAUUACAUGGAGAUUUGGAACUCCAUAGACAUUUUAAUCAAUUUUUUACGAAUUUCAUAAAAUACGAAGAUUCCGCAAAAAGUUAAGCAAAACUUUCAGGAUGAAUGUGAAACGAGUUUGAAUAUAAAUCCGAAUAAAACAUUCUCAGGCUGUUAUUCCGAAUCAAGAACAAGUACUUUAUAUAUUACAGGCAGCUUUAUACCAAAGAUUAAGCUUAAACAAUAAUAAUCUAAGAAAUACCUACAAACAAUUUUUAUCGGUGCAAACUAAGUUUUCAUAAACGGAGAUAAAUGCCUUUCUAAAUAAAGUUCAAAUUCACGAACGUUUAAAAUUCCAACGAAUGAAACUUAUGUCUGAAGAGGAGAUUCAACGAUAGGAUUUUAAUAACCUAAAAUCAUCGAACUUCCUUCAUACGUAUAUCAUAAAUUCAGCAAUUACUUUAAGAGUUCCAAAUGUAAACAAAGUCUAUUCCGUUAAAACAAACCCAGCAUCUUACAAUGCUUCUAAAUUUUAAUUUGCAAAUCCCAGUAGUUUUCUCCCGAAAUUUCAUUUACAAAAUUUCCAUUAACAAUUUCUGGAACAUAGUAAACGUACAAUGUCGACUUACACAUCAAAAACUCGUAUUGAUACGUUGCAUUCCCAAGUCAUCACUGGUCAGAAUAUGUUCCAAUUUCUUAAAAACAAAAAGGAAAACUACUUAGUUCAAAGCAAUGAAAAGUACUAUUGGUUUAUACAAAACGAAUUCCGGGCCUCCACGCAACAAAAUGGCAUGAAUUAGGAAUUCAAUAAAAAUGAUAUUUUGCAAAACCAGAAAAUCCGAAGUUAUUACCUUAAAUUACGAAAUAUACCGUUCAGGCAAUAUGGCCGACUUCAGCUCACUUCUUUCCUGCCUAUUCCUCUACCAAGAAUGUCUGAAGAAUCAUUGCUGUAAUAAUUUUCACAUUUGCUGCCAUCCUCAUUCUAUGAAGUGUCAUAACUGAACGUAUUUGAUAAUAUCUGAAAUUUCCUGAAACAUUUUUUUAAAAGUUUCCAUACAUCGUCAAUUGUCUGGCUUAUGAAUGGAUAGUCUAUAACUAUACUUCAUAAGCGGAUACAUGUAUGCUAUAUCAUCACAAGGAUCACGUGACUAAAUGUAUAUACUGCAAGGGCCCCAGAAGGAAAUAUUAAAAGGAAUGAGUAUACCUUCAUUCUCAUAAAUUCACGCCCUGAAGAUGUGUCUAAUAUGUACACGAAAGCGCUAGGUACUUGCGCCUUUUAAUAUUUCCUUCUGGCUCUUUCAAUAUAUAUCUAUAUAUACAUAUAUAUGUGUAUAUAUGUUAACAUAUUUGAUCAAAUGAUUCAAUGAAUUUCUCUCUCUCUCUCUCUCUCUCUCUCUCUCUCUCUCUCUCUCUCUCUCUCUCUCUCUCGCUUAAAUGCUGGUCAUGGCUGGCGCUUUGCUUUAAUUGCUUUAUUUCAUGGCUACUGCCUUCCUUAGUAAUGCUCUCUCUCUCUCUCUCUCUCUCUCUCUCUCUCUCUCUCUCUCUCUCUUUCUUUCCCCGUUUUCUGCCGUAUCUUCUUCUCCGGAGGAGUUCUGGCAAUUUUUGCAUUUUUUGCAUUCUCCCCAUUUAUCACUGUCCUUGUUUUGAUCUUCAGUUUCGUCUUUAUCUAUAUUUCCGAGUUUACUCAAUUUUCUCCGUGAUUCCAUCGCACAGGAUCGUUCUUAAGUUAUCCUUUUAUAAUUAUGAUCAAUAUUAUUUUUAUAUUUGAUUUUUCAUUAUAAUCAGUUUUUCAUAUUCAUCAUUUUAUUCUCAUUAUCAUUAUUAUGACAUAGUUUUGUCCCCUUACAACAAUAAGGAACUGAGCAUCAAAUUUCAAUGGAAUGUGCGACGGGUUCUUCAAUGUUCUAAAAAAAUUAUUUCCUUAGCCAUCAAAUUCUAUUCAUUCUUUCAUUUUUCUUUCCAAAAUAUACCAUAUCAACUUUUAUCUUUUGAUAGUCUUAAAAGUCUUCUCUGUAUCAUAACUCAUUUAGUCUUGAUAGACUUAAUCACAAAAGCUUAUGUUACAGAUGGUAAAGCUAGAUCUAUCACCCUCCAUUUACAUAUUCUCUCUCUCUCUCUCUCUCUCUCUCUCUCUCUCUCUCUCUCUCUCUCUCUCUCUCUUUACACAAGCAAGCAUCUUUAUAUCCAACUAAAUCUAACCUAAAGGUACCAGGAAAUUCUCACGCUAAAUUGUUAAAGAUAAAAUUAAGUUAAUUUCCAUAAGGAUAUUGAAUUCUACCCAUGCAAGUCUUUAUUAAAAAUCAUAUAUAUUCCAAAUUAAUUUCUUGAGGUCAAUUCAAGGAUAUUUUUUUUUGCAAUGAUUCCAUUUUUUCAUUUAAGUUCGUCAUGUGAAUUAAGGAUUUUUUUUUUACUUUAUUCUCUAUCAGGACGAAAAAAAAUCUCAUUUACGAUCAGUUAAAUCUCUCUCUCUCUCUCUCUCUCUCUCUCUCUCUCUCUCUCUCUCUCUCUCUCUCUCUCUCUCUCCCGUAAUGUGUAGAGCACCUUGUUCGAUUAAAUGGUUCCAUUAGCACUGUACACAGCGAGAAGCAAAGCAGAGAUGAUGAUGAUAAUUUAUUGUGUUCUUGUAACGAUGUUGUAAAUACCGAACGUCAAACCAAAAUAAAUUUGUGAAUAUUUA
Molecule: messenger RNA, 3451 nt
Organism: Macrobrachium nipponense
Lineage: Eukaryota; Metazoa; Arthropoda; Malacostraca; Decapoda; Palaemonidae
Product: larval cuticle protein A2B-like
Exons: 4
Coding region: 64-450 (128 amino acids)
Cellular component (GO): extracellular matrix
Source: RefSeq, a predicted model, not a curated record